This is a messenger RNA of Hyla sarda, 644 nucleotides long. Its product is annotated as double-headed protease inhibitor, submandibular gland-like. Gene Ontology annotation, molecular function: protein binding. The record is from RefSeq and is a predicted model, not a curated record. NCBI's taxonomy places the organism in Eukaryota, Metazoa, Chordata, Amphibia, Anura, Hylidae. The transcript has 4 exons. Bases 209 to 466 code for a protein of 85 amino acids.
AUUUGUAAAUGUAAGAUUAUAAUUGAGGAAAGAAGCUAAGUCUUGUCUGGUAAUGACAUGAAUUAAAUGUUAUAUCCGGUUACCAAGUAUUGACGAUGUCUGCUUUUAGACCUCCCUUAAGUAAACCUCUGAAGAAUAUAAAUAUAUACAACAAUGUGAAGGAGAAUUACUUGCCGAAUCUAUUGCUCCAGGUUCACACUCCUCAACUAUGACGCCCAUAGGAGUCAUUGUCCUUGCUGUUGUGGCAUUCAUCAGUUUCACAGGUGUCAUCUGUAACCCUAUUGAUGGUGGAACUGAGGAUGAAUGCCAAGACUAUCAAAGAGAUGCCUGCUUUUUUCUUUAUUUACCAGUCUGUGGAUCUGAUGGUGUUAACUAUGGCAAUUUAUGUGAAUUUUGUCAUGCUAAGAGAAGCGAUCCUCAGCUGUGGCUUGUAUCGAAAGAAGCAUGUCUAAAAACAAAUAAAUAAAUGCAGCAUAUUUGGAUGUCUUGUCAUAUGAAGAUCAAAAUUUCAAUAAAUAGAAAGGCAUACUAACAUUGUGUUUGAUUCUAUUAAAUGUAACUAUUUAGGGUACUAUUACAUACACUAUAGGGAUUGUUUUUACAUGUUCUGUGCUUUUGAUCAAUGCUCAUCAAAAAACUUAUAA